GGAAACUGAGGGUCUAUAAAAUACCGGCGACGUGAGCAACACUUCAGGAAUUAUUAAAGCGUUUUUAUUGAUCCUGCCUACCCGUUAGACGUAGUUUUGUUUUAUUUUUUGUUUCCUUGGUCGUUCGUAAGCAUAUCUCUGUCUCUAACAUCCGUCGCUAUAGAAACAUCGAUAUUUCCUUUCCGUAUUUGUGAAGGACCUGACCAGCGAUUUUAAACAUGUUUCCUGAGAGCAGCACUGGAUACUGCUAUGAGGAUUGCCAGGCCACAGCUGACUGGCUUCUGUCCCAGACUGCAUUGCGUCCUUUGGUGGGCAUCGUGUGUGGCUCAGGUUUGGGUGGACUGGCUGAUGUGUUGAAAGACCAGGUGAUCUUCAACUACAAGGACAUCCCCAACUUCCCCCAAAGUACAGUGCACGGUCAUGCAGGUCGACUGGUGUUUGGCACUUUGAAGGGUAGAUCAUGUGUCUGCAUGCAGGGAAGGUUUCAUCUCUAUGAGGGAUAUCCCAUCCAAAAGAUUACAAUGCCUAUGCGGAUAUUCAAACUUCUGGGUGUGGAGACCGUGAUUCUUACCAAUGCUGCUGGAGGUCUGAACCAGGACUAUAAAGUAGGCGACAUCAUGAUCAUCAAAGAUCAUCUCAACAUGCCUGGAUUUGCUGGAAACAACCCACUUGCGGGACCCAAUGAUGAAAGGUUUGGCGUACGUUUCCCCUGCAUGUCUGACGCAUAUGAUCGAGAACUCCAGCAGCUGGCGCUUGACGUGGGUUCGGAGCUUGGUUACAGUGAUUUCCUGCGAGAGGGCGUGUACUGCGUACUAGGAGGACCUUCGUUUGAGACUAUUGCGGAGUGUCGCAUGCUGCACAAGCUGGGAGCUGAUGCUGUCGGCAUGAGCACUGUUCACGAGGUGAUCGUGGCACGUCACUGUGGGAUGCGUGUCUUCGCUCUGUCUUUGAUAACUAAUAAAGCGGUUAUGGACUAUGACAGUGAGGAAAAAGCCAAUCACGAGGAAGUUCUGCAGACGGGAAAACAGAGAGCGGAGCAGCUGGAGAGGCUGGUGUCCACCCUAGUCACUCGAAUAGAACACAACAACAAUUACGCCUAAGACUGUUCUCGGACCAGAUCACUGUCAUCAGUCACAGACCAAAGAACGCUGAUUCAUCUGUGAACUAACAUAACCGAUAUGUUUUCAAAAACCAUGUUAUACAGGUCAAUUCCAUUUAUCUCACUUAUUUAUAAUGUAUUGAAUCUUAUUUUUAAAAAAUACAUUUUGUAAAGCCUUCAUUUAUUUUUGGUCCCCCUGAUAUUUUGCACUUAUGUACAUAAACCUGGUGAACAUGAAAGUGCUUAUGUUUCUCUCUCUCUCUUUUUCUCUUUACAAAGAAAAAUACAAAUAAUUGUUACAUUCCUCUGAAUUCUGAACUAAUGUUUAUUUCUAACUUAAAAGUUUACCAUUUGUUACUGUGUUAAUUUAAAAUUCUGUGUAAUACUUUGAUUGCUUUGUAGUAUUUGUCAGUAGAUGUACAGUAAAUGGUCUAUCUUGUGUAUUUUUAAUAUUAUUAUUAAAAAUUGGCUAUUUAUUAUUAGUGUCUCCCUCUCGUUUAUGGUGGAAAAGUAGGUGUUGUGUAUUGAACUUCAUAUUACACAUACAUGGGUCUUUCAAAAAUGUUUGAAAUGCUUGAGUUGUGUGUCCAUAAAGGGGUGAUGGUGAAAAAUUGAGAUGGAAAAAAUAUAUAUAUUUCAAUGUCUUUGUAUUUGCUCAUUAAACUUUUAUGAUGAAAAUAAUGAGGUGGUAAGAAAAUGCUUUUGUGAGUGAACGCAAAGUUUCUUGAAGGAAAGCAAAAGUUUUGCAGGAAAACGCAAAAGCACUGAAAAACAAUUUUUCCUCCCAUCUCAUAUUUUUUUCCAUUGCUGUGUUCCCUUGGGGGCUUUAUGUACUGUAUUUCACCCCAAAAUCAAAAUGAAAAAUAAAUUAUAUUUUGCAAAA
Molecule: messenger RNA, 1982 nt
Organism: Megalobrama amblycephala (Wuchang bream)
Lineage: Eukaryota; Metazoa; Chordata; Actinopteri; Cypriniformes; Xenocyprididae
Gene: pnp5a
Product: purine nucleoside phosphorylase 5a
Exons: 6
Coding region: 219-1100 (293 amino acids)
Biological process (GO): nucleoside metabolic process
Cellular component (GO): cytoplasm
Molecular function (GO): purine-nucleoside phosphorylase activity
Source: RefSeq, a predicted model, not a curated record